UGGCGGAAAUGCAGCUCAUCUUCUGAGUCACUUUACAGCAUCCGAGACUCAAUGUUGAGCACGAGAUGUUCAGCCCAUGAACUCUGUCCCCCUUUGGACUUGCUGAGUGCUGGUCUUCAUCAAGGUUUUCCAUGUUUCAUGCUUACACAGGGCUAUCCGUAAUUUUGAGAUUCACAUUCCCUCUGGAUACAUUCUUGAUGCAUUUUAGUAAAACCGAUUCCUACACAGUUUGUUCCAUGUUAUCUUGAAUUCGCGGAGUGAGUAAAGAGAAAGUGUUGUUCCUUAUCCACCAAACCCCUAAUUGGCAACUCUCCCGGUGUCGACAGUCAAAGUCCAGGAAAAGCGGAGGGAAAGUCCGUCAGAGGGAGAGUCGGAUCCUGGAAUAAGGCGUCCAGUGAAAAUGGCAGGACGGUCGCAUUCUGGAAAACCGCUUCAAAAAGCACCAGAGAGACAUUGGGAAUCCGAGUACUUACGCCGGACAUGGGUCACGACAGUGAUCCUGCUUGUCAUUGCUAUUUUCUUAUACAGACAGAAGGGACCGUCAAAUCCAGGAACACAAUUCCCAGUCAAACCGGAGGGAGACUCGGAUCCGGGAACACAACUCCCGGUAAAACCGGAGGGAGACUCGGAUCCGGGAACACAAUUCCCGGUAAAAGCGGAGGGAGACUCGGAUCCGGGAACACAACUCCCGGUAAAAUCGGAGGGAGAGUCGGAUCCGGGAACACAAUUCCCGGUAAAAUCGGAGGGAGAGUCGGAUCCGGGGACACAAGUCCCGGUAAAAGCGGAGGGAGAGUCGGAUCCGGGAACACAAUUCCCGGUAAUAGCGGAGGAAGAGUCGGAUCCGGGAACACAAUUCCCAGUCAAACCAGAGGGAGACUCGGAUCCUGGAACACAAGUCCCGGUAAUAGCGGAGGAAGAGUCGGAUCCGGGAACACAACUCCCGGUAAUAGCGGAGGGAAAGUCGGAUCCGGGAACACAACUCCCGGUAAAACCGGAGGAAGAGUCGGAUCCGGGAACACAACUCCCGGUAAAACCGGAGGGAGAGUCGGAUCCGGGAACACAACUCCCGGUAAUAGCGGAGGAAGAGUCGGAUCCGGGAACACAACUCCCGGUAAAACCGGAGGGAGAGUCGGAUCCGGGAACACAACUCCCGGUAAUAGCGGAGGGAGAGUCGGAUCCGGGAACACAACUCCCGGUAAAACCGGAGGGAGAGUCGGAUCCGGGGACACAAGUCCCGGUAAUAGCGGAGGGAGAGUCGGAUCCGGGAACACAACUCCCGGUAAUAGCGGAGGGAGAGUCGGAUCCGGGAACACAACUCCCGUUAAUAGCGGAGGGAGACUCGGAUCGAACACAAUGUCAAAUAAUUUCAGUGGGAUAUUGGGAAAACCAGUACGUAACCCGGAUUUUGAUCGCGAUCGUCAUUAUUCUUGCCAUUUUCUUAUACAGACGGUUAAAGCACCGGAACCUGAGGUUCAGAGUGGUAUGUUAUGGACAAGGGGAUGUACACAAAGAUAUUCUGAUGGACAGUUCCAUGUCUGAAGAUGAUCGUGACAUUCCAUAUGUUCUGUAUGUUUACAAGGUUUCUCGUGAACUCGAGGAUCUCCGCACAGCCCUACGAUGUGUUGAAAAGAAGCAAAUGUUGAAAAGGAAAGACAUAUGUGCUGUGAUUCUAUUGGACAAGGUGAUGAAUGCACAGAAUAAGACGAUCGAUAUUGAUCACCAAGGCAUCUUUGAUGGCAAAACUGUGGUUGUGCGAAUUUGCUGGGAAGAAAAGUGGUUCCUUUUUCCCAGGAAAGUUCAGAAGGGGCCUGGAUACUGGAAAGCGAUGGAAAAAGUAAUUCAGAGCAUCAGGGAAUGGUAAUACAAGUUAAGGGGCCGCUUGGCAGGAACAGGCCAAUUAUAACAUGGACUACAUAACCACUGCGAAUCUGCUGCACUUCAAUGGCUUAAAAUAGUGUUUCUGUUCAUAAAUUCUGUUCUAUCAUAUAAUAGUUGUUAUUAAUUAGGAGAACCUAAACAGUCUGAAGAAAGACUGACUCUGUAAAGGCAAGCUAACUUUCAAUUCCCAUUAAAUGUGUGUAUAGUUGUCAAGAUAAUUACAAGUGAGAUACACACCGAGAAUCAGGAGCAUUACAAAUCCAGGCUGUUCACCAUCAGAAUUAUCUCACUAAAGAUAUGUUACAUUCUGUUUAUAUAAUGCAUACGUUUGUGGUUAUCAAAUAUCAUGGACUUCAAAGAUCCAGGAGAGACACUUUGGGCCAAGUGCCCUCCCGUACUGUAUCAUUCUACAGUUUGUUUUAAUAUUGAUCUGUUUUGACAAAGAAAUAUUCUCAUCAAAAAAGAAUAAAAGGAAAAGGUACUAAUGCCACAUUCUUAAUUGUACAAUAGUGAAUUGCAUUAUUUCUGUCCUUUUCCAACCAAUAUUGCUCAGUCCUGCAACAUACAACUUAUGUUUUAAUUAUUAAGAUCUUAAGAAAAAGAAUCUAUCUUUCAGAUGCGCUGAUGACCAAGUCUCCAUUCUUUUCAGUUGCAAAUAAAAGAUCUCUUGGUAACUAUUUGGAAGAACUGACUGCAUUUCGUUAUGAGAGAAACUCAGCGGGUCUGGCAGCAUCCACAGAGGGAGAAACAUUAAAUACUCAAGGACAGUUUGACUCUUCUUCAGAAGAGUUCUGAAGAACAGUCAUACCAGAAUCAAACUGUUUCUCAGACAGACCUGCUUUGCUAUGUUUGUUGCAGAUUUCCAGCAUUUACAGUAUUUUGUCUCUAUUUGAGAUUUUUCACAAUGCCCUCUAUUAUACCUAAUCCCAAUAAUCUGACUAAAUAAAGGUUAUUGUUUGGUAUAGUUCACUGCUGUUUAUGGGAGCUUGCUGUGUACAAAUUAUCAGGUGUAUAUCCUGCAUUAAAUUUCAGUAUGAAGAGCUGUGAUCUAAGUACUAAUUUUUGAAAAAGAUCCCAUGGACUUAUAAAUGCUUCUGUUCAUUCAUAACAGUUGGGUGUCACUGGCUAAGGCAGCAUUUUUCAUGUAUUGUUAAUUGCCUUCUGAAGUUAGUUGUGUUAUAGUACAUGUGGCAUAGGUGCACAUACAAUGCUACUAGUGAGGGAGUUCUAAGAUUUUGACCCAAUGACAGUAAAAGAAUGAUGACAUAGUUCCAAGCAUAGUUCACCCUAAUUUUACUUGGUCUUGCAUGGACCUCCAAGUUGCAAGCAUAGCAGUGACUUCCAGAAGUGGACAGCAUACUAUUCAACAUGCAUGGGACUUCCCAAUGCCCAAACAGCUUUAAAGGAAUGUUGUUUGUAAGUCAGGAUGAUGAGAAGUUUGGAGGAGAGUUUGUGCACGUUGGUGUUCCCAACUAACUGUUAUCCCUGUCCUUCUAGGUUUUUUUGUCCUAUAAUGAAGGUAGAAGCUGAGUGGGCCUGGGUUGUGUUUUUUAAACAUGGACGCUGGGCUAAGGAAAAGACACUGGGCAUAUCAGCAACAAUUUUCACCGGCGAGAAACCAGAGCUAGGAGGGAGUCCGACAGUCUGAAGAACCUUCAGAAAGAAAUCACAUGGGUAGUUUGUGAAUGGAAAAAGAUAAUUGUAUUUUUGAAUGCAGUGUUAGAGUGUUUGAGACUACCUGAGAAGCAGGAGACCAUUGUUCCUUGCUGUUUUUUGUGCCUCAUCUCAGCAAAGUGUGAGAGCUGAAAACCCAACAGAAGUCAUCUUUACCUUUCCCGAUUGGAAUCUACCUCAUUGCCUGAAAGAAAAGGAAUUCAGCCAACUAUAACCAAAUGACAAGAGAAAAAAAAACUGUGCUUGGUCAUAACAAAUUGUCUGUAAAGGCCUUUACAUUAAAUCUUUAAUCUAUAGCCCCUUGAUAUUGAAUCCUAAGAGUUCUCAAAAUCAAACCCAUCAUAUGGCAUCAUAAGAACAUUAGAACAUCAUAAGAGCAGGAGUAGGCCAUCUGAGCCUGCUCUGCACUUCAAUAAGAUCAUGGCUGUUCUUUUCGUGGCCUCAGUUCCACUCACCCGCCCUCUCAGCGUAUCCCUUAAUUGUUCAAAAAAAUCUUUCUUAGCUUUAAAAACCAUUUAGCUGGGCAGGGAAUUCCACAGGUUCACAACCCUCUGGGUGAAGACGUUCCUUCUCAAUUCAGUCCUAAAACUGUUCCCCCUAAUAUGGAGGCUCUGCCCUCUUGUCCUGCUGUCACCCAUCAGUGGGAACAUCCUCUCUCUGUCUAGCUUCUCCAUUCCUUUUAUAAUUUUAUAUGUUUCUGUAUAUGUUUCACUCUUCUAAAUUCCAAUGAAUAUAAUCCCAGUCCAC
Messenger RNA from Chiloscyllium plagiosum (whitespotted bambooshark), 4299 nucleotides. Lineage: Eukaryota; Metazoa; Chordata; Chondrichthyes; Orectolobiformes; Hemiscylliidae. The record is from RefSeq and is a predicted model, not a curated record.